AUGGUCAACUCGAUGAACAACAUGCUUAGUAAUCCGACCAAUGCGACCAAACUGAUCUGCCAAAACAUGGACGAGCAUGGUAAUGCCAGUACCAUGGCCCGUAUCAUUAGUUCAGGAUUUCUGGAACGACGCGAUCCGUACAUCAGCAAUAUGCUCAAUGUUUUUCGAGUGAGCAAGCUCAAGGAUCUCAAGGAAAGGGCUCGGAUUCAUGUGGCCAAGGGCGCGUUCUUGCUGGGGAUGUUGGAUGAGACAGAUUCGUUGGAAGAAGGCGAGAUUUAUGUCCGGGUGGCGGAUACUGCGAAUGACGCGACAUCGCGUCGCAGACCACCGAUCGUUGGUCCAUGCGUCAUUUUCCGGAACCCGUGUUUCCAUCCUGGUGAUGUGCGCACUGUGAUAGCUGUUGACUGCCCUAAACUCAGACAUUUGUAUGAUGUUGUCGUGUUUUCGGCCAAGGGGUUCCGUGAUCUACCUAGCAUGUUGUCAGGAGGCGAUCUGGAUGGUGAUGACUAUACCGUUAUAUGGGACGAGACUCUGCUGCCACCCAAAGCCAACUAUUCCCCGUUCAGUUACAAGAGUGAGGAUCCAAUUCAAGUGGAUCAAGUCAAGAUCGGCCAUAUCCAAAAGUUCUUUGUCAAUUACAUCAACAACGACAACCUCGGUCAGAUUGCCAACUCUCAUCUUGCUAUCUCUGACAAGUCGCCGAUGGGUGCGAUGGAUGGUCGCUGUGUUCGUUUAGCACAGCUGCAUUCUUUAGCUGUUGACUUCCCAAAGACAGGACGACCUGCAAGAUUCGACGACGAUCUGCGAGCGAGGAUGUUUCCCGAUUUCAUGCAGAAACAAGACAAGAGGAGCUACCAAUCUGAUAAGGUGCUUGGCAGAAUAUACCGAUACAUUGAAAGCAGCGAUUACGAGCAUUACCGCGAAAAGCUAUUGGAAGACUCGACCUAUGAUCCACGCGUAUGGCUGGCGGGCAGUGAAGAGUACAUCAUUGAAGCGCGUGACACGCAGACGCGUUACAAUCGUGAUAUUUGCGCGCUCAUGAACCAAUAUGGCGUGUACACAGAAGCUGAGCUGGUAUCAGGCUACGUGAUGGAAUGGAAGAAGCGGACAAGUACACGUAAGAGCAUGUUUGAACAGACUACGCAGGUUGUUCGGGCGGUCAAGUUGAUGCAAAAGUCGUAUCGCAAGGAGUUUCUGACGAAUAUCGACAAAAAGGAUGAGCCGCUGUCCAAAGAUGCCCUUGAACUCAAGGCGGCAGCGUGGUAUUAUGUGACAUAUCAUCCGAAGGAAAGAUUACGGUUCCAAUCGACAGAAACUCGCGCAUUGUUCAGUUUCCCAUGGGUGGCUUAUGACUACAUUUGUGAGAUCGCUGUACGGAACACGCAUCGACUAGUGGAACAAUCCAUGUUGGAUCCUAUACCAGAAACAUUGAUAGAUCUGCAUCGCAAGGAUAUGUUUGCGGAUAUACGCAUCGCAUCCUAUACUAUUGACUCGGAUGAAGAUGACGACGACGACGACGAUGAUGAUGAUGAAGAAGAAGAAGAUGACGACGACGACGACGACGACGACCCAGACGAUGAUGAUGAAGACGCGGACGAUGGCGAACUGGAAGACUCCAUGCCGACUUUCAAAAUCAGUGAUAUUAAGAAACAACUGCAACAAAAAGAUACCCAACCACGAGUCCAUCAUGCGGAAACAGCAGCAGCAUCGUCGUCAACAUCAACAGCACCCAACUUUGCCCCUCCUUUGGGUACUUAUGUUGAAAUUGGUGCAGAUGUCACGGACGAACAAUUACAGCAACUGCUGACUUUGUAA
Messenger RNA from Zychaea mexicana, 1815 nucleotides. Its product is annotated as RNA dependent RNA polymerase-domain-containing protein. The transcript has 3 exons. Gene Ontology annotation, molecular function: RNA-directed RNA polymerase activity. Bases 1 to 1815 code for a protein of 604 amino acids. Lineage: Eukaryota; Fungi; Mucoromycota; Mucoromycetes; Mucorales; Lichtheimiaceae. Gene Ontology annotation, biological process: siRNA processing. Gene Ontology annotation, cellular component: nuclear RNA-directed RNA polymerase complex. The record is from RefSeq and is a predicted model, not a curated record.